CCUAGACCAGAACCUAAUAGUAAUAAAUCUGUAUUUAAGUCAAUCAAUGCAUAUUUAAAAGAUCUUGAACAAGAUGUUGUUGAUUUAGCAUGUGAUAUGACUAUUUUUGCAAGAACAAAAAUGUAUAAAAAUAACAACUUAGCUU
This is a messenger RNA of Dentiscutata heterogama, 145 nucleotides long. Lineage: Eukaryota; Fungi; Glomeromycota; Glomeromycetes; Diversisporales; Gigasporaceae. The record is from the annotation of a GenBank genome assembly.